This is a messenger RNA of Anastrepha ludens (Mexican fruit fly), 599 nucleotides long. It is a transcript of the gene ATPsynE, whose product is annotated as ATP synthase subunit e, mitochondrial. Gene Ontology annotation, molecular function: proton transmembrane transporter activity. NCBI's taxonomy places the organism in Eukaryota, Metazoa, Arthropoda, Insecta, Diptera, Tephritidae. The transcript is spliced from 2 exons. Bases 144 to 383 code for a protein of 79 amino acids. Gene Ontology annotation, biological process: proton motive force-driven ATP synthesis. The record is from RefSeq and is a predicted model, not a curated record.
GUUACGAUUUUCCAUUGGUGGUGUUGGUCGUUUAAGGUUUGCGAGCUCCGUAAAUUGGUAAUUUCGUAAUAAAAUUGUAGAAAUUGUUAGGAAAAAACUUUUUGGUGAUUAAACGCAACUUACAUAACGCAACAGUAAUCACAAUGUCGCAGGCUCCAGUACGUGUAUCGCCUUUAAUCAAAUUUGGCCGCUGGUCUUUGCUAGUAGUAGGCAUUGGCUAUGGUGCCUUCCAUCAGAACAGGUUGUCCAAGAAGGAAGAGAAGGUACGCAUAAUCGAAGCGCAGCAAAAGGUUGUACGUGACGCCAAGUUAGCCGAAGAGAAGAAGCGUGCGGUAGAGGCUGAAAUUCGUGCGUUGGAGGAACUUUCCAAGCCAAAAAAAUAAGCUAUUGACUCCUGAAGGACGUAUAUUUUAUAUUAUCCACAAUUGAAACGAUGUGAUUUCAAUAAAAAAGAAAUAUUGUAAAGGCAUCUAUUGAUUGUGAAUUUCCCCAACUUUGGAAAUUAGUGAUAUUCAACGAUUCAACUCCAGCUGUUUUGCGAGCCAGUGUUUUAAUUUAUAAUUAAAACUGGUUAUAAUAAAAAUAUAUGUAAAAAGUGA